Molecule: messenger RNA, 250 nt
Organism: Glossina fuscipes
Lineage: Eukaryota; Metazoa; Arthropoda; Insecta; Diptera; Glossinidae
Product: E3 UFM1-protein ligase 1 homolog
Exons: 3
Coding region: 23-250 (75 amino acids)
Source: RefSeq, a predicted model, not a curated record
CAAUGAAACUCUUAAACUCAAUAUGGAAGAAUUAAAUGAAGACAUCGCAUCUUUACGUCAUGACCAAUUAAAUCAAUUGGCUAUGAACACUGCCCAGGAGCUAUAUGAAGCGACAUUGCAAAAAUCCGCAGCUGGUGGUGGUCGUCAAAGUCAUGCAAGCGUGCAAGAGAAAAUUAAUGCUUUGCUUAUAAAUUUGCGGCUCUAUGAAAAAGGUCUUAAGUCAUCUGCGACUAUUGACCAUACCACAUGA